AUGGUAGGGUGUGGACUAAUCAAGUCCAUCAUCUCCAUCUCUUCCGAUUUGAUGCACAACUUUAGGACGGGACAUCUCACCCUUACGUCUCCACGGUCUAUGAUUCUAUGCCAAGCUGUUGGCAUGGCCAUAGGCUGUUUUGUCGCGCCACUGACAUUCUUCAUGUUCUACAAGGCCUACGACGUUGGGGGCCCAAACAGCGAGUACAAGGCUCCCUAUGCCCUCAUAUACAGGAAUAUGGUGGUCCUGGCAGUUGAAGGCUUCUCCGCCCUACCCCAGCACUGCCUGCUUAUGUGUUGGGUGUUUUUUGGGUUCGCCAUCGUCGCCAAUAUGUUGAGGGACUUGCUGCCAAAGAGAGUCGGGAACUGGAUUCCGCUGCCCAUGGUUAUGGCUGUGCCUUUCCUGGUAGGAGGGUACUUUGCCAUCGACAUGUGCGUAGGGACCCUGGUUGUCUUUCUGUGGCACAAGUUGGACAGAGCGAAGGCUAAGGUGAUGGUUCCUGCUGCAGCUUCGGGGCUAAUUUGUGGAGAUGGGUUGUGGAUUCUGCCCGCAUCCGUUCUUGCGCUGCUUAAAGUGACCCCUCCGAUUUGUAUGGGUUUCACCCCUAGUAAAUACGAGGUUUGA
Messenger RNA from Linum tenue, 624 nucleotides. Lineage: Eukaryota; Viridiplantae; Streptophyta; Magnoliopsida; Malpighiales; Linaceae. The record is from the annotation of a GenBank genome assembly.